Messenger RNA from Suncus etruscus (white-toothed pygmy shrew), 1388 nucleotides. RefSeq names its product adiponectin receptor protein 1-like. Gene Ontology annotation, cellular component: plasma membrane. The record is from RefSeq and is a predicted model, not a curated record. The transcript has a single exon. Lineage: Eukaryota; Metazoa; Chordata; Mammalia; Eulipotyphla; Soricidae. The coding region runs from base 178 to 1308 and encodes 376 amino acids. Gene Ontology annotation, biological process: adiponectin-activated signaling pathway. Gene Ontology annotation, molecular function: signaling receptor activity.
CGGCCACAGGCCGCGUCCAGCGCCGCGGGAUGUAGCGGGGGGGGGGGGAGGAGACCGCGGCCCCCCAGCACCAGCCUCCCCAGCCGGACGUGUCUACCAUCAUAGAAGGAAUUUCUGCCCCUUGGGGCUGAGAGACACUAGCCUGUCCCCAAGCUGAAACUGCAAGGUGCCAGCCAGAUGUCUUCUCACAAAGGAUCUGUGGUGGCAGCACAGGGCAAUGGGGCUCCUGCCAGUAACAGGAAAACGGACACCAUGGAGCUGGCUGAGCUGGGACCCCUGCUGGAAGAGAAAGGCAAGCGGACCGUCACCAGCCCCGUCAAAGCUGAAGAAGAGCAGGCAUGCCCCGUGCCCCAGGAAGAGGAAGAGGAAGUGCGGGUACUGACGCUUCCCCUGCAAGCCCACCAUGCCAUGGAGAAGAUGGAGGAGUUUGUGUAUAAGGUCUGGGAGGGACGCUGGAGGGUCAUCCCAUAUGACGUACUCCCUGACUGGCUGAAGGACAAUGACUACCUGCUCCAUGGCCACAGGCCCCCCAUGCCCUCCUUCCGGGCUUGCUUCAAGAGCAUCUUCCGCAUCCACACAGAAACUGGCAACAUCUGGACCCAUCUGCUUGGUUUCGUGCUGUUUCUCUUCUUGGGAAUCUUGACCAUGCUCAGACCAAAUAUGUAUUUCAUGGCUCCCCUGCAAGAGAAGGUGGUUUUUGGGAUGUUCUUUUUGGGUGCAGUGCUCUGCCUCAGCUUCUCCUGGCUCUUUCACACCGUUUAUUGUCAUUCAGAGAAAGUUUCUCGGACAUUUUCCAAGCUGGAUUAUUCAGGGAUUGCCCUACUGAUUAUGGGGAGUUUUGUCCCUUGGCUCUAUUAUUCCUUCUACUGCUCCCCACAGCCACGGCUCAUCUACCUCUCCAUCGUCUGUGUCCUGGGCAUUUCUGCCAUCAUCGUGGCACAGUGGGACCGAUUUGCCACUCCUAAGCACCGGCAAACAAGAGCAGGAGUAUUCCUGGGACUUGGUUUGAGCGGUGUUGUGCCCACCAUGCAUUUUACCAUCGCAGAGGGCUUUGUCAAAGCCACAACCGUGGGCCAGAUGGGUUGGUUCUUCCUCAUGGCUGUGAUGUACAUCACUGGAGCUGGCCUUUAUGCUACCCGAAUACCUGAGCGCUUCUUUCCUGGGAAAUUUGACAUAUGGUUCCAGUCUCAUCAGAUUUUCCAUGUGCUGGUGAUGGCAGCAGCCUUUGUCCACUUCUAUGGGGUCUCCAACCUUCAGGAAUUCCGUUACGGCUUGGAAGGUGGCUGCACCGAUGACUCUCUCCUCUGAGCCUUCCUACCCGAGGGGUGGAGCAGGAAUUUCCCAAGUGCUUUUAAAAAUAACUUCUUUGCUGAAGUGAGAGGAAGAGU